Octodon degus (degu) is the source of this 497-nucleotide messenger RNA. RefSeq names its product cell cycle checkpoint protein RAD17-like. The record is from RefSeq and is a predicted model, not a curated record. The coding region runs from base 98 to 481 and encodes 127 amino acids. Lineage: Eukaryota; Metazoa; Chordata; Mammalia; Rodentia; Octodontidae. The transcript has 3 exons.
UCUGGGAGCUUCUGUGCUGACCCGGAGAGGCCGGGGUGGCUGAGCAUCCGCCCGGCGCGGAACCCAGGUUCCUCCGCUCCUCCCUGCCCACGAGGGUAUGCAGCUCCUGGAAGGUGAAUUAUAUUUUAAUGUACUCCAGGUUGUGUACUACGGAUGGAAACUGUUCAAGUUUAUAAUGUCAAAAACUUUUCUUAGACCAAAGGUGUCUUCCAUGAAGGUGACAGACUGGGUAGACCCAUCAUUUGACGACUUUUCAGAAACUACAGCCUUCUCUGCUAUUCCUGCUGCGUCUUUAGGGGUGUAUAACUCAAGUCACAGGAGGAAAAACGUGCCUUCCACACUGGAAAGCAGCAAAGCCCCAGCUAGAAAAAGAGGAAAGCUAUCUUCCUUAGAACAGAGUUAUGGUCCAGAAAAUUUCAAAGAAUAUUUGUCUGAAAAUGAACCAUGGGUAGAUAAAUAUAAACCAGAAACUCAGGUAUGAAAUAGCAUGCAAGUAU